Messenger RNA from Cylicostephanus goldi, 255 nucleotides. Lineage: Eukaryota; Metazoa; Nematoda; Chromadorea; Rhabditida; Strongylidae. The record is from the annotation of a GenBank genome assembly.
AUGAGAGAACGGCUACAUCGCAUCGGAAAGGCACAGUUUCAUCUCCUCGCUUAUAUGUUCUUACAUGUGCAAAAUGUGAUUAGAAUGGAAUCAGAAAACAAGAUGGGCAUUCAUGCAUUAGGACUGCUCUUCCAGACUGUUCUAGAUAUUAGUAGGCAACUAGUAUGUUAUCUGAUAGUGAAUGCAAGUGCACGACUUUUCCCAGAUGCACCGAAGAAUGGCUACUUAUUCGACGAGGUGACGAUAGUCCCGUGA